AUUUCUGUCCUGGGCAGUCCAUAGAUCAACUCGGUUUCGGUUCCAGUAAUUACGCUACUGGUAAGUAGGGUUUUGCCGUUUCCGGAAUUCAAAACAGUCAGUAGAAUUGGAGAAGAAGAAGAAGAAGAAGAAGAUGUCGUCGUCGUUGUCCACUUCAACGACCUCCUCGCUCACCGGAAAACUGACUCCUAAUUUGGACCAGCACUGCACUAAGAAGCUCAAUCUCACGGUCCUCCAAAGAAUUGACCCCUUCAUUGAAGAGAUCUUGAUGAUCGCUGCUCACGUCACUCUCUACGAAUUCAACCUCGACCUCAAUCAGUGGAGUCGAAAGGAUGUUGAAGGGUCUCUCUUUGUUGUUAAAAGGAACACACAGCCACGGUUUCAGUUCAUUGUCAUGAACCGGCUGAGUACAGAAAAUCUUGUGGAGGAUCUGCUGAGCGAUUUUGAGUUUGAAAUUCAAGUUCCAUACUUGUUAUACCGUAAUGCUGCCCAAGAAGUGAACGGUAUUUGGUUCUACAAUACUGUGGAAUGUGAAGAGGUUGCCAAUCUCUUCACUAGGAUUCUAAAUGCAUACUCAAAAGUUCCUCCAAAGCCACAAGCAACUCCGACCAAAAGUGAGUUUGAAGAACUUGAAGCAGUGCCAACAAGUGCAGUGAUUGAGGGACCACUGGAACCAUCAGUUAAUCCCACCAUUUCAUCAGUUCAGCCUGAGGAUUCUUCUUUUGAAAACUUCUUCAGUACGGCUAUGAAUAUGCAAAAUAGCUUCUCAAAGGGCUUACAAUCCGGACAACUUUAUCAUACUAGUGCACCAACUGCUCCUUUAUCCCAUGUCUCAAAUGUCACCCCCUCUUAUGCUCCAACUGUCCAAGCCCAACCAUUUUCUGGAACCUCUUCGUCAGUUCCAAUGAUGACCACGCAUGAUGGAUCUGACCAUAUCAGCAGUAAUAGAGUUGCUAAUCUAGUCAAGCCUUCUUCUUUUCUUGUAACCUCUUCAUCGUCUUCAUUGUUGAUCCCACCUGUCUCGUCUAUUUCAUCUCCUGCUCUUCAUCCUCUAUUGAACCUGCAGCGUCCGCAUGGUACCCCAAUGCUUCAGCCAUUCCCUCCUCCAACACCACCUCCAUCUCUUACUGCAAAUCCCACAACUGUGACAGAAUAUGGACCUGUGACAAGGGAAAAAGUUAGAGAUGCACUUCUAAUGCUUGUUCAGGAUAACCAAUUUAUUGACAUGUUUUACCAAGCAUUGCUGAAAGCGCAUCAGUCAUGAUAUCGUUGUAACCAUAACUUUGUAAAAUAUAGUUGUGUGUGGUUAGUUUGUAUAUGCCUGCUCAAUCAAAAGGGGAUAUUCUUGUGGAAGUUUGUGGUUUAUCCUUUCUUGCUGUCUCAGUGGUUUCAGGUAUGUGUUAGCAAUUGUUGAUAAUGAUAUGAACAAUUUGAUUUAGGGGUCCUAGCGAGUAUACAAGUAGAUGUAUAGAUUCCUCUUGCUGUGGCUUGAUUGCUUCCAGAGAUAUAUUUGUCCAAUUUAGUUCGCAAAAGGUGGCGGCAACAAUGGCAAAGAGGAUGGGUAUCAGAGAAAAUCCAGUUGUCACCAUUCAUCGUUUCAACUUAUUAAUUGAGCUGAUUUGAAGUUUAUUAACUU
This is a messenger RNA of Coffea arabica (coffee), 1636 nucleotides long. RefSeq names its product mRNA-decapping enzyme-like protein. Gene Ontology annotation, molecular function: mRNA binding; enzyme activator activity. Gene Ontology annotation, biological process: deadenylation-independent decapping of nuclear-transcribed mRNA; positive regulation of catalytic activity; deadenylation-dependent decapping of nuclear-transcribed mRNA. Gene Ontology annotation, cellular component: P-body. Lineage: Eukaryota; Viridiplantae; Streptophyta; Magnoliopsida; Gentianales; Rubiaceae. The record is from RefSeq and is a predicted model, not a curated record.